Molecule: messenger RNA, 1783 nt
Organism: Girardinichthys multiradiatus
Lineage: Eukaryota; Metazoa; Chordata; Actinopteri; Cyprinodontiformes; Goodeidae
Gene: ldlrap1a
Product: low density lipoprotein receptor adaptor protein 1a
Exons: 10
Coding region: 87-953 (288 amino acids)
Cellular component (GO): early endosome
Source: RefSeq, a predicted model, not a curated record
CCUCGUUCCCUCAGUUUGGUCAACAACGUUUCCCCUGGAAGAGUCGCGGCAAACAUCGCCGACUCUCCGCGCUUCAGAGCUCUGACAUGGAUGGCCUCAGGUCGGCUGGGAGAGCGAUUUUCCGGAGCCCGAGCAUGGCGAAGCAGUCAUGGACCGCCGGCAGACACAGAAAGCUUCCAGAGAACUGGACAGAUACACGGGAGACCAUUUUAGAGGGGAUGACCUUUAACCUCCGGCACUUCGGCAUGACACUUGUGGAUCGGCCCAAAGGAGAGCAGCUGUCAGCUGCUGCUGUGAAGAGGAUUGUUGCUACGACUAAAGCCAGUGGGAAGAAGCCCCAGAAGGUUGCGCUGAAGGUUUCCCCUCAAGGGAUCAUCGUGUUGGACAGGUCUACCAAUAAACCUCUGGAAAGUGUCUCUAUAUACAGGAUCUCCUACUGCACUGUGGACAAGGUGCAUGAUAAAGUGUUCGCUUACAUCGCCCAGAACACCCUGAAUGGGACCCUGGAGUGCCACGCUUACCUCUGCUCCAAGAGAAAAGUGGCACAGGCAGUGGCCCUGACAGUUGCCCAGGCCUUUACAGUAGCCUUUGAGCACUGGCAGGUGGCGAAAGAAGAGAAAGGAGGAAGAAUGAAAUCUGGUUCUGCAGGAGAUGCUAGCAGCAGUUCCCACUCGGAAAGGUCCAAUAGUUUGGGGAGUCUGAAAGGAACAGAUGCAGCCACAGAAAUCCUUUUGGACUUGGAGGAUGGUGUGAAGGUGGUGGUGGAGAGUAAUGGGAAUACAGGCGAUGAUCAGCUGGAUAACCACAGGUCCUCUGAGAUGAAGAACAAUCCUGCCUCGGAAAUAGAAGACAGUUUGGAUGAGGCGUUUUCCAGCUGUGCUCUGGAUAACUAUCUUUCAUUUCCAGACUGGCAGAAUCGCGUACUAACCCCGAGGUCUUGGACACUGGGGUGAUGCCCUACGAUUGGCUGACCGGACCUGACUGGGGCAGCACUGACGGAAACACUCACAACUGUUUAAGCUUCAAGGACGGUACCUUUGAUUUCUGAUAUCUGGCCACUGCACAGCAGAGAGGGACGCUACCAUAAGGAGAAGAAGGAGCAGAAACUGACCUUCCUUUACCUUAUUGUGAGAUUUAAAUGUUUUUUGCAAGAGGCGACAGUGAAAGAUCAACGGAACGAGUGUGGCCUCUUCGCCUUGCUUUUGCACUUUUUACAUGCGCAGUUCUUCCUUCAUUAUGGAAAUGGCACAAGCUGCUACAUCUGCACAUCAAAGCAAUAAAACCAUCCCAUAAUAACACUACAUCUUUUACGCUGCAGGCAAAGUGUAGUGCAAUCUUACUGCAUAAUCAGCAUUAGGACACAGCAUUUGAUGUCCUUUAGUUCACUUGAUCGUGUUUCAGUAUUUCUGGUUGCAGAAGCAACAUGUUUGUAUUUGGUUUCAUCAUAUACUUACAGAUUUUAUUUUAUGUAUAAAGUAGGACAGUUUAAGUUGAAGAUCAGACAACAUAUCUUAAUGACAGCAGGAUAAUUCUUGUUUUCAGCUGUUAUUUAGUUCGUAAUGAGUGAAUUUAAUGCGUAGCUUCGGCCUUCCUCUGCCAACAGAAAUUAUUUGGUGUAAAAUCAGAAAAUGCUCUAUUUAUUUAUGUCCUUGGCUCAAGGUUCGUUGUAAUACGAAUACAUUUCUCACUGAUACAAUGAAACUUUUUCUUGAAUGCCCGUCUUAAUGUACUUUUUUUAAUCGAACACCUUUGUACAGAAAUAAAGUUUAUUAAUUAAUAUAGA